This is a messenger RNA of Ceratitis capitata (Mediterranean fruit fly), 4083 nucleotides long. It is a transcript of the gene LPCAT, whose product is annotated as lysophosphatidylcholine acyltransferase. NCBI's taxonomy places the organism in Eukaryota, Metazoa, Arthropoda, Insecta, Diptera, Tephritidae. Bases 936 to 2543 code for a protein of 535 amino acids. The transcript has 11 exons. The record is from RefSeq and is a predicted model, not a curated record.
GAAGAGCAAAAGAAAUGUUGGCAGAAUUGAAGAAUAUUGCAAAUUUUGUAUUCAUUUUAUAGGAAGUUGUGAAAAAAUAUUGUAAUUAUAUCGAAAAGACCCACGAAAUAUUGGAUGCUGAUUUUAUGAAAUUUUUUCCUACAAUCAAGUAAACAUUUUUGUCUACACGGUGAAUCACUAAAAACAAAAACAAAAAACCAAGAAACGAAUAACAAUAUUUCUAUCAGCUGAUGACAGCAUAAUCUGUGGUCCAACUGAUUAAUCAGCUAGCACAACACUUCUGAACAGCUACACCCUACCGUGGCCCGAUCAUAUUAUCUCCGACACGCUGCUCCAUAGCUGAGUGCGCAAGUGCUGUUCAAAAAAAUCCAAUGUACUCUCUUAGCAUCGCUCACAAAUCAUACUUUUAAUGGUCACAGUUCGACGCCAAAGCAAAUUGAACUGAAGCAACAGUAUUCAAGAGUCGCUCGUCGCUGUUGAUUCACAAUUAAUAUUGAGUGCAAGUGGGUGGGAUUUUUUCUUCGCAAUCUUUGUUGUAUACGCGAGAAAUGAGAAAGUUAUCUGCUGCUACUACUACUUAACGGAGAACUCUAUGCGGUAAAGAGCAAUGUGCUGACGCGUGGCUUGAAACGGAAUAUAUAAUAACAAUUUUAAAGUGUCAAAAAAGAAGAAACAUUAAAAAAAGCAAUAACAUAAUUUAAUUCAAAGCUGGCACUGUAAAUUUCUUUGGUCAUCAACACAGCCAGACAGUGUAUGAUUUUAUGUAUAAGCAUGUGUAUGCUAUAGCACAUAGUGGCGUAAAUUAAUAAAGGGACAGGAAAUUGUAUUCCGGACAAAAAACAAAAAGAAGGAAAUAAAAGCAAAAAGUGAAAAGAAAACCAAAACACCCCCGCCUGAGACUCCAACACCACCAUUACUACUACCACCACUAAAGUAUGACAACAUCGGCAUUUAAAAGUAAGCGUAAUAACGCAGCACCCAACGAUGCGGAAGCUGAUGGUCACAUAUCUAACAAUGUGCACGCUACAGACACAAUGGAAAAAACAGAUUCUGAGGAAGAUACAUGGUCAUCAACCGGUUAUAAUUACAUAAAUCCAUUUGUACAUCGUUUACAGAUUGAUAAUAGCAUUGAUUUGGCGAAGAUUUAUAUGCUAACAGUACUCUUGAUGCCAAUUCGGGUAGUUGGCUGCGUAAUCUCACUACUUUCCGCUUGGAUGUUCGCCUGCAUUGGCCUUUAUGGACUGACACUCGAUGAUUUAAAGACGAGACCGAUAAGCGGAUGGCGUAGACAGUUCCAACGUAUCACCUCCGGUGCUAUGCGUACGCUUUUCGCAGCUGGUACCUUCCAUCAUGUCAAGUUGACUGGCCAGCGUGCGUCACCGAAAGAAGCACCCAUUAUGGUGGUGGCACCGCACUCAUCGUAUGUUGAUUCGAUUAUUGUUGUAACAACGGGACCGCCAUCUAUUGUGGCUAAGCGCGAAACAUCCGAUAUACCUCUAUUGGGCAAAAUAAUUAAUUUUGCGCAACCAAUUUAUGUGCAACGUGAAGAUCCAAAUUCACGUCAAAACACAAUACGUGAAAUUGUGGAUCGUGCACGCUCCGAAGACGAAUGGCCACAAGUUGUUAUCUUCGCCGAGGGCACGUGCACCAAUCGUAAGGCGUUGAUUAAAUUUAAGCCUGGCGCUUUCUAUCCUGGUGUACCCGUACAGCCAGUACUGUUGAAGUACCCAAAUAAAUAUGAUUCAUUCACAUGGACGUGGGAUGGACCUGGCGUUCUUAAAUUACUUUGGAUGACCAUGGCUCAAUUGUACAGCCGUUGCGAAAUAGAAUUUCUUCCUGUUUACACGCCGUCUGAAGAGGAAAUAGCCGAUGCAAAUUUAUAUGCGAAUAACGUACGCGAAGUUAUGGCCAAAGCACUCGGUGUGCCAACCUCGGAGUAUUCUUAUGAAGAUGUAAUUACAAUGAGUCGUGCCAAAGAUAUGCGUGUACCCUUCCCUGGUGAUAUUGUGGAAAUUGAGAGAAUGCUUUACAGUUUGGGCUUCCUGCCGGACUCCGCACGUGACACGGAAAUAAUUGCUGACUUCCUUAGCUUAAAAAAUACCGAUCAUUUAGACAUAUUUACGUUUGCCGAAUUACUGCAAAUCGAUUCAAAAAAUCCACAAUUACAUCAGCUUUUUGCACUACUAGAUCAUUAUCACAGAUACACCGUUAAUUUGAAGAGUUUCCUGAUAUGCUCACAAUUUUGUAAAUUAAAGAAUGAAGAAAUUAUCGAAUUUCUGCGUGCUAUUACCAAUCUCUACUGUGAGUCAUCACAACAUAUAACCCGACAAAAUUUCACCCGCAUAUUGAGGCACUCGGGCAAAUUGACGCCGGAUAAGUGUGACGCAUUAUACUUUGCUGUCGAUAGAACGAAUAGAGGCUAUAUAACGUUUGAGGACUUUGAGCACUAUACCAAGGAUCAUCCACAAUACAAAUUUCUUUAUGCGAAACAGGAACACUUAAGAAGAACACAAGCGGGUGGUAAAGUAAAGAAAACACAUUAAGAAAGAGUGUUGGAAGUAAUUAAAAUAAAAGAAAAAUAAAAAAAGAUAAAAAUUUAAAAAAGAAGCAAACGCUUGUGUGUGUGGAUGUGCACGUACGUUGUGUGUUGAGUAUUGCAACUACUUGGAGCUAAGUAAAGUAUUAAAAUAUGUUUUUUUCGCUUAUACAAGAAUGUGUAUUGAUUUGUAACAAUUUUCAUUAUAUUCAAGCGAAAAAAUCUCUGACAAAAGCAGAAAAACAAACAAAGUAAAACUAAGAAACAAAGUAAAGAGUAAAACAAUUUCUUUACUUGUGACGCCAAAAAAGAAAUAUUUAUAUAUAAUAUUAUGAAUAAGACGCAAAAAUGUAAAUUUAAUAUUUAAUAAAUUUGCAAAAAGUUGUUUUUGAAAGUAAACAAAAUUAAAAUGCCCAAAGAAAUGUAAUGAGCAUAAAGUUAAGCAAGUAUAUAAUCUUUUUUAAGUCAGCAAAAGUCACACACAUACCAAGAACUAGUGUUAAUACUACAUACAACACACACUCAGCAAUCUGAAACUAUGAGUAACAAUGCCAUAUUUAUUUGGCUCAAUAUACUUUAAUUAUCAUUAGUUUUUGCUAUUAUUUAAUUAUUUUCUUUAAUUUUUUUUUAAUUUAAAUUUUUUUUUUUUGAAAUAUUUCUUCUCAAUAAUUUUGACUCUUUGUAGAAAUAGUAUAUUUGAAUUCAAUAUACUUGACCGACAGUUAUAUGCAUGUAAGAUGACAAACCAGAAAAAAAAACAAAGUGAAAUAUAUACGUUAAACAUUUACUAAUUUUCUUUAAUGCCAAUUUAUUUAUGAUACAAAUAUGUAUAUUGACUAAAUUAAAAGUUUAUGCGAUUAAUAUAAAUUUUGUAGGCGUCAUGUGUAGUUGGCCAAAUUUAUUAUGUAGUAGAAAUAAAAAAAUAUUAUUAAUAUAUAUGUUUGUAUGCAUAUGGUUAUUGAGAACCAGUUAUUACAUAAAUAUUUAUUAUAUACAUAGUAUGUAGCUGCAUAUAUAGGCAAAUACCUGAAGUAUACAUUCAAACACUUAAUAUUAAAUAUAUUAUAUACAUCAUGUAUGUAUGUAUGUUUGCAUAUAAGUAUGUAGUUGCUGCACAUCGCCUGCAUUUUGAUUAAAUUUAUGAUAUUAUGAAUUGCUGAUCUCUCCUUAAUGCAUUCACAUGAUGAAAGAAAGAGAAGAUUAUAAGAAAAGAUAUAUAUAUAUAUAUAUAUAUAUAUAUAUAUAUAAUAUGUAUGUAAGUUUUUUUUUUUUUGAACUCAACAACACAAUUUAUGAGUUUCAGUGUUCCUCUCAUACAUAUACUAUACACACACAACCAAACAAACAGACAAAUAUUCAUAUAUAUUAAAUCAUAAUUUUGAGCAGCAAGCGUACUUAUGUUCCAAGUUCAUAGUUUUUAAUAAAUAAUACUAUACAAGCUUGGCCAAAUUAACGUGCAUAUGUAUAUAUGUACAAACACGUUGGCUUCUUUAAAGCAAUUUUGCAUAAUUUUAAAUUUCAGUACGCCAAUUUUUAUUUAUUUUAUU